CACUGUAGAACCGUAGAACUGUAGAAAAAUACACAGAAAGUGUGGAGCUACCUACCUAGACAUACACCACACAUACGUACGUACACACAUCUGUAUCAUCUAGCUGGACUGUCCGUCACCACGUUGCCUGUUGUUUCCCAAUGACAAGGUCCUCAGCACAUCCCUUCCUCUCGCAUCCUUCAAAUCUGUGGAAUGAAACCCUGAUGAAGCUGCAGCCCUAACCGUCAGUUUUCGUCGCCGUCAUGUAGACCACUUUCAGUCAAGCAUCUUCCCUGCAAACCCUCGCCAGUUCUCAUCGAUCACAAGAACCUUUACAUCAACCUCAAUACAUUUUUGAAGGAGAAAAACCAAGACAGUGUGCUUUAUGUGCAAAUGCAUCGUCUUUCACUCUUCUCCUUGCUUCACCUCGUCUCGAAAAGUUUCGCAAGAGUCUUUGUUGGUCAGCGAGGCUUAAGAAGGAAAGGAGGGGGGAAGGGGAGGAUGACAGUUAUGUAGUUUAGCCGCCAACAGGGAGGGACAUGACAGGGCGUUUGGGGAGGGAGAGUAGACUGCAUCUAGUCAUGCCAAGCGAGAAUCACUUCUCCCAGUAGCCCUGGUCUCAGCAUCAGCAACUGAGCUCUCUCCUGACACCUCCGCAAUCAUUCACCCUCCCUGUCUCAUCCACUCCCCACCGCCAAAGGUGUGCAGAGGUCUGAGCCUCUGUCUCCGUGUGUCCCCGCCUCUCCCAGCUAUGUUUUUGUGCACCGUUGUCACCAUCACUAGUCCGUGCCCACGCAAUCACCUUCCUACCUCCCCUUGGAGCAGCUCUCACGACAAGGAGGACGGAGAGCAGCGACACCAACAGUCUGCCGUGCGUCGUGCGCCGUGCGUGUCUACGGUGCUGCGCGGCUCCUCGGCGCCGGUUACGUUUCUUCUCCGCGGGGGCCUUUGAGCUGGUGCCGCCUGACUCACAGCUUCCUGUCGACAUUGCCGGACUGUUGAGGGAGUUAAAAUGGUCAAGAUGGGAGCGUUUUUCAGCCCCGUGCGCGAGACGGCAAAGAAAUGGCGAAACAUUUCCCCAACCCUCGAGGUUUAACGCGUUUCCAGAAAUAGACUACACUCCUGGUGCUGACUGCUACUCCAUAGAAAAAAAAAAAAGAGAAAGUGAACAGGAAGCAGCGAACCCUGACCUCUAGAAGCUUGUUGGUGUUGUCUGUGGUUAGCUCGGGCUGCAAGUCAUUAUCCCGUCAUGAGAAGAAUGGUGGGCAGGGACGGCAACUGUCUGGACACUGAGCACCUUGUCGACCUGAAACACGAGCGGAAAGAACGGGCGACAUUACCCUCGGCGAAUUACAUCUCAUUUUAAAAGCGUUCACUACCACGGGAAUACUCGGGUUCGGUGUGAAAGGCCUUGCGCCCAAAGGACGUAUUCAUUACAAAGACUGGGUUCCUUGUCUUGACCGCCAGCUGUGACCAGACAAAAUGUUUGUGAGGAAGGGAACCACAGUACGUCGAGGCCGCAGGUCCGUCAAACGACCACGACCACCGCCUGGCGCGUCGUCAACUGGUCCGCCAGUGGGGAGACACAGCCUGACCCUUGACCCUGAGGCUGGGAGUGACAGUCGCAAGGCGACUCCCGGAGAGGCUGGUGAGCAUCGUCCCUCGACCAGCACCAUCCUGACCAGCUCCGGCAGUCUGACCAGUUCCCUCCCGAUAGUGGACGAUGAGCGCAGCCUGUGUCGCAGCACUAGCGGACUGUCGGAUGACAAGUUCCAGCAGACCGUGUCCUAUGGUUCCAUCCUCUACCAGCUGAAAGAAGUACAGGAUGAGGCGGUUGAUGUCUGUGACUUCCUCCAGAGGUUCUUCGAGAUCACGUGGAACUCGCUAACAUUGACUGUGUUCAUGUUAUUGCUGUUGGGACUGCCUAUCGCCAUGAUAGCUGUAGGCAGCUCGUACGAUCACGAGUGUCCACGAGAGCCUCGCAUUCCCAUCUACCUGCUAGUGGGCGGGGCUUUGGGGCCAUUGAGAUCGUCAUCAUCUUGUGGCAGCAGAAGAAAUCUCGGGACUUCACCUGCUCGGGCGAUGACAUUACCGAGGACGACGACGACUUCGACGACGGCAUGA
Messenger RNA from Pomacea canaliculata, 2103 nucleotides. RefSeq lists its product as uncharacterized. The transcript is spliced from 6 exons. The record is from RefSeq and is a predicted model, not a curated record. Lineage: Eukaryota; Metazoa; Mollusca; Gastropoda; Architaenioglossa; Ampullariidae. Bases 1462 to 2103 code for a protein of 213 amino acids.